CAGCUUAGGCAUGAUGCCGCCUAAACUCGCCCGCCUUGCCUUGGCGAACUACGCACAAAGCACGAGUUCUUCCUCUUGCUCGACCUCCUAAGAUGCCUUGUGACUUGCCGUGAUCUGCGCACGCUUUAUCUCGAAAACCUCGAGCUCGACUUGUUGUAUAACGGCCACUUUGCUGUCCCUGCUCUCCAACUCCCGCCCAUACGGCCGUCCUGGGCGGCCAGCGUGGGCUUCGUCGAUAUGUCUGGCGACAUCAUCGCGGAGUACUACCGCCUUCUCCAGGAACCCUAUGUGGAUACCGUCGCGUACACGCGCUGCACGCACCCCAGCGUGCUCUACCCUGCGCUCACUCAUCCCGUCGGCGAGUCAGACAACGUCCGCAUCACCGGGAUCGCGUGUCCGAGGACGCUCAUGUACUACCUCAGCAACGUCGUCUACGGUAACUCCUUCUUUGACGCGACGAUCGUGGACUGCGACGGUCUCUGCGCUGAGGUCUUCCAGGCGCUCGCGGAGCCUGUAUUGGAAGGAGGCGACGAGUGGCUGUGCCCGAAUCUCACAAGUCUCACCAUCGUUGGGUGCACAAAAUUCAGCAGCGGCGACUUGAGGGCGGCGCUCGAGGCACGGGAGAAGGUGCAUGUGGCGACGGGAUAUCCAGAGGAGUACGACCCAGGGCAUGUGGUCUCGUUUGUGUCGUGUCUACGCGUGCGCGAUUGCUGCGAGCUCGCGCCGGAGGACAAGGAGUUUUUUGAGGAUAUGUAUACUCUGGCGGAUGUUCGGUGGGACGACUGUCCGGUGAGACAUCGUUGGAGAGGAUGGUAUAACUUAUCAACUGAGUCCUGAACCGGCGGCUUAGCACUUGUGCAUUAGAGAGUGUUCUUUGAAGUCAAGGUUCGACGCUUGCGACCGUUGUAACAAUCGAUGCAACUGAGGAAGAGCGAACGAAGUGAAUAGCCGCGCGCGUAGCAGUAAGUAGACGGAAAACGGCCCAGCCUGCGGGCAACGUUGCAACUUGUCCUUCCUAAGGCUACUAUGUUCACGUCGCAGUCGAGAUUGCGACUAUUAAUAUACCCGAAUAUAGCUCGGGCACAAUUAGUUUGUCUGUACUUACCAGGUUUCGCGUACACAACAGUGGCCGGUCGACCCUUGCAAUGCGCUGUGCCAUGA
Fomitopsis serialis is the source of this 1161-nucleotide messenger RNA. RefSeq lists its product as uncharacterized. The coding region runs from base 238 to 837 and encodes 199 amino acids. NCBI's taxonomy places the organism in Eukaryota, Fungi, Basidiomycota, Agaricomycetes, Polyporales, Fomitopsidaceae. The record is from RefSeq and is a predicted model, not a curated record. The transcript has 2 exons.